Molecule: messenger RNA, 222 nt
Organism: Paracoccidioides brasiliensis Pb18
Exons: 1
Coding region: 1-222 (73 amino acids)
Source: RefSeq, a predicted model, not a curated record
AUGAGCACCACGAGCGGUGCUGGAGAAGGGAAUAACCUGUCCUAUAAGCUCCCAUUGCCUAAGGACGAAAAAUUACUUGAGCUAGCCGCGAAAGCGUCGAGGGAACGCAGAGAAGAGACGAAGGAAAUAAGAGAAAAGCAACAGGCUAACCGAGAAUUGAUGGAAAGGGCAGGGAGAGAUUCUAAGGAGCGUCGACAAGGAGGUCGAAGUGCCACCACCUAA